AUGAAUACUCUCCUCACUACCCUUUUGAACACAUUCAUCGUCACUUCCGUCUUUCUUGGAUCACGGAAGGCGCGGAGGAAAUCCAGCUGCAGAAAGUUGGGACGUACACAUUUUGGAUUUGCCGGCCCAAAGAAAAAGGAAGUGAAAUAUGCUGAGCGUUCAAAAGCCAAAAUUUGA
Molecule: messenger RNA, 177 nt
Organism: Penicillium digitatum Pd1
Lineage: Eukaryota; Fungi; Ascomycota; Eurotiomycetes; Eurotiales; Aspergillaceae
Source: RefSeq, a predicted model, not a curated record